Molecule: messenger RNA, 1350 nt
Organism: Pieris rapae (cabbage white)
Lineage: Eukaryota; Metazoa; Arthropoda; Insecta; Lepidoptera; Pieridae
Exons: 7
Coding region: 105-653 (182 amino acids)
Source: RefSeq, a predicted model, not a curated record
AGAAUGCUGUAAGACACCGGCGCGUGCGCACGUGAGGCAACCGCGAGUGACUAAAGUGAUUGUACAGUGUUUUCCCUGUGGAUUUGCAAUUAAUAGAUUGUCCAAUGGCGACACCGCAGUUCACUUGUUUGUUCGUCGUGUUCGUAUUAGCUGUUAAGACGUGUAACAGUGAGAACUCCGCGCAAGACACUCCACCAAAUCUCAUGAAGGAAGUAGAGGAUAACAGUCGUUACAAGACAUUGGAAGCAAACGCCACAUUGUUGAAACUUCUUGUGGAUAAUAAGGAUGGUGUAAGCAAAUCUGAAGUAUUCGACAUGCUGCAUUCGAGGGAUGAAGUCGCAGAACAUAUCGACCUCCCGACGUUUCCAGAAGAUGCUGAAGAGGGUCGCGUUGAUGUUCCUAUCAUUCCUGACUCACAGGCCGAGUUCUUACAAGCUGGCGAGAUAGUUCGUAAGGACUCGGAAGAAUUACAGUACUCAGAGGAGCCGGUUGGAACAGCAGCUGGUAUCAUGGUACUCGUAACCCUCACUAUCGUAUGUCUCGCUUACACCGCUGUUAUUGUAUGGAGACGGAUAUAUUUGAAGAGAAAUGGACUUAAACACGAGCUUUUAAGAAAUGAGGAACUCAUUGCCGAGACUAGGAUAGAGUUGUGAAAAAAGAAACCGUCUGAUAGAGAUCAACGGUAUCUAAUCAACGUUAUCUUCGAGGAAAGUUGGAACCACGUAAAGACUGAUUUAAGACAUUACUGUCAUCGUUUGAUUUAACGAGAAAAUUAUGCGAUUUUUUUUACAAAAAUAAGAAUACCUAUCUAUAUUAAGAAAGCUGUCCUCAGUAUAAUACAUGUAUGAAAUAAGUAAUCUUUAAAUAAGGAUGCACUAUUUGUAUUAUUUAUUUGUAAAGAACAUGGCACUGUACAUUACAUUUAGUUCAUAUAAAAUUGUGACGUCAGGUACCAUCAGAAAUAUGCUGCUUAAUUGAUCUUAUUGGUCAAAGCGUCCAACUAGGAGAAUAAAUUUGCAUUUUAGUUUCAGUUGGCAACAACCUCAUUAAUACAUUUAUGUGGCCUCAGGCACAUUUCCUACUUACUGAUAGUUAUUACAGUCUCAUUUAUAAACUAUUAUAUUGAAAUACUAUUUCAAACAGUAAUUAAAUGUACUGUUAUCACUUUUAUGAUUCCAAGUAUAAAUGAAAUGUAACAAGUCUUGUUACAUUAUAAAUACUCUAUGAAGCUUUAUGAAUAAGACAUCUAGUAUGUUAUCUAAAUAUUAAGUUAAAUAUUGGUUUUGUCAAAUAUUUAUAUUGAAUUAUGUUAAUAAAUUCUUAAGGACGUGCCAUAAAGGACGUAUAGUG